AACCCGAUGAAAAAGAAAGUAGAAAUGAAAAUUCAUGGAAUCAGAACGCUCGUUGGCCCCGACCACUCCUCCUCGAUUUUAAAAACGACACUCAUAAAACGUGCAUGAAAUCAAGAAAAAAGGUAACAUAUUAAUAUGAGUGACAGCAAAGGAAGAGGUGGUAGGGGUGGUGGUCGGGGAAAGCCCAGGGGAGGGUCCCAGGGAGAGGGUCGGGGAGGCCAGUCUGGGAGAGGAGGAAAUGUCAGAGGAGGGCCGCAAGGUGGCAGAGGAGGACCGCAAGGUAGCCGAGGGGGACCACAAGGUGGAAGUCAGACCCCCAGAGGAGGAGGGCAUGAUAACCCAAGAGGGCAUUCAGGGCAACAAAAUAGGUAUGGAAGUCAUCAAGACUUGUUCCCAGGACAAAACUUUAAUUCUCAGACGUCUCUUCUUGGCAAUCCAACCAAUUGGCAGCCGGGGGUUCCCCAAACUAAUGUGCCAUUACCCCCAUACCUGCCAGGGGGGGUGGUCAACUAUCCAGGACAACAUCAGAUUUAUCCUGGAAUGCCGCCAAACUAUCCACCACCAAAUGCCCCAGGUGUACGAGCACCGCUGAUGUCACUGCCACCACACCAGAUGUCUUUGCCACAACAACCACUAACGCAGCCACCAAGACACGAUUCCUCAGCAGGGUCAGCUAAGUUUGAGUCAAAGCAUCCAGUGGUGAAACUGAAUGAUUUGAAGCCAGGGCUGAAGUACCAAGACCAACCUACCAACAAUGAUUUUGUGUGCAUAAGUGUCGAAGUAGGGGGCAGACUUUUUGAAGGAUAUGGGUUGACAAAGAAAGAUGCAAAGAAACAAGCAGCAGAAUUUGCCUUAAAGGAUUUGUUCAACAUUAUAUGUAUUGAAGAAAAAGGUUCAGGAAAUGAUCAGGGAUCUUCUGAGAAGAAAGAAAAGGCAAAACCAAAAUCAAAACUCAAAGAUGAAGGAGAAGAUAUGGAGAGAAUCUUCAAUGACACAAUGGAAGACUUGAAGAAGUUGACCCUCCCAGAUGUGAAUGUUAAGAGUAAAAGGCCACCAACUGGUAAUAAAACAAUGCAAAAAAACCAAGGUGGGAAACCUCAGAAAGAAAUAGAUAUGGGAAGUAGAGGCAACCUGAAAGACGAUAAUAUAAAUGAUGAUUCCCAGUCUGAAAGAGGAGGUCGUAGACGAGGUGGGAGAGGGAAAAGAAGAGGGAAAGGAACCAAAGCAGGGGAGGCACUGCCGGGGGAUGAUGGGGAAGAAGAUGAAUCUGGUAAUGACAGUGACACUAGUCAUGUAUCGCAGUCAAGUAGAGGAAGAGGCGCCAACAGGAGGGGCAGGGGAAGAGGUAGAGGAGGUUUACAACCAUCUGGUAGUACACACGAUUUAAAUGUGCAGGAUGAUUCUGACAAUGAAAGUGUGUGCAGUCAAACUUCACAAUCAGGAAGAGGAAGAGGAGGAAGAAUUCAAAGAGGAGGCAGGGGAAGAGGUAGAGGAGGAAGGGGUGCUAAUUCCCAGAGGCACAACAGUGGGGGUCAGGAAGGAGAAAAGGAUGAGGCAGAAAACAAACAUCAGCAAGCUGCCCUUGAUCUGGGUGAUGAGUCUGAUGAGAACUUCUCUGAAGCAAAAGUCUUCAGAUAUCUUGUGAAAACAUUAGGAGGGUGUGCUAGCAUACAGAAAUUUAAGGAGGAGUUUUCUCCUUUGCCUGCUGAUUUCGAUGACUGGGUCAAGACACCCAAGAAUAGGUUGUCAGUUUUUAAACGAAAUGGUAGGCCUGUUGUCAUAGGACCCUAUCUUAGGGAUGCCACUGUGUGUGUUGAUAACAUGGGGUUUGGAGGAAAUAAGAAAUGUAAUCGCAAGGAAUGCAAUCACUUCCAUGUUUGCAACUUUUUCUUAAACGGAUGGUGUAAACGUGGAUUUAAAUGCAGAAAAGGCCAUACAUUUACAAAGGGGCCAAACCGAGAACUCAAAACAAAGUUGGGUCUUAAUCCUUUUAAGGAUGCAGAGAUAAAAACCAUAAUACUGUGUAGGUACCCUCAAGUUUGCCCAAAAGGAAAAUGCCAUAAAGAGGAUUGUCCAUAUCUUCACAUUUGUUACAACUUUCUACGUGACAAAUGUGAAGAUUCUGACUGCUCAAGGGGACAUGAUCUAGGUACUCCACACAACUUGUGGGUUCUGUCUGUCUAUAGAAUGGAGAAGUGGCCAGUUGAAAAAAUGGCUUUGCUGAAAUUUCUCAUUAACAAGCCCAUGAAACCACGUACCAAAAAAAUCCCUGGUGAUACUACUGAAUCCACAAUAGAUCCAGCAGAAAGUGUUGGAAGUGUGGACGAUGAAGAUUUUGAAGAAAAUGAGUAUGAUGAGGAUACUGAUGAUGAUGACGAUGAUGAUGAUUAUGAUGAUGAAGAAGAUAAUGCAGAAGGGGAUAAGGAUGUAGUUGGAGAGGUGUAUCACUAUCCAAAGUUUGUGGAUUCAGAACCUAAAGCAGAGACUCUUCCUAAGAAAAGACUGGAUAGGAAAAACAGAUGGAACACUAAUGAAGAGGAAUCAGAGCCGAUAGAAAUUACUGAAAAAGUCAGUACAAAUACUAGUGUUCUAGAAAGAGAUGCUGACAAAAAAGACAUUUGUCCAAGUUUGAUACCAGGAUCCUGCAAGGAGAAGAAAUGUGACAGACACCACAGGCCACUUCCCUAUCUGUGGCAGAUCCGAAUAUUUGGCACAUGGGUCAGCUUUGAUGACGAAGAGAAUGAGAAAUUGGAACGAGGCUACUGCAACUUGGAGGAAAUAGGGGAUGCAGAGGUGGAACAUGAGGAAAGGAAGUACAAAAUUCACAUGAAGUUCAAUGAGAACAUUGGGGUGGUGUAUGAAAUAAUGCAUGGAGAAGAAUCACUGAACACCAACGAUGUGUUGAGCAGCCGCAGGCUUUCAACUGCUUCCUUUGGCAAGGAGAAAAAGCCGUUAACAACUGGAUCAUUCCACACCCAGUGGAGAUGGUACUACCAUAACGACGUUGGACAGUGGGUUCCCUUUGACAAGGAUAGAUUCCAGUACACAUUGGAGAAAAAAUAUGUCAUGGGACAAAAAACCUACCUUUUCACCAGAGAGAACUACAAAUUUAAGUACAAAAUAGAGUUGGCUGAUUGGACACAGGUCAAUCUGGACACGGGCAAGGAACGAAAGAUCCUGCGCAGACCUGUGUUUGUGUCCAUUACAGAUGUGGCAGCAAAGAUAUACCCACCUAUUAUUCAAGUGUCGGCUACAGGACCUGUACCCCCGGGCUGGGCCCCUUGGGACUUGGCCCACCCCUUUGAGUUGGUAGAACUUGAUGAAUCCUGUAAAGAGUACAGAGAGGUGAAGGGAGCCAUGUUUGAUACAUUGAAGGAGGACUACUUCACUAUCAGUAAUAUUUAUCGGAUUCAGAACUUAAGUCUUUGGAAGGAGUUCAAUAUGAGGAAGACCAAUAUGGAGAUGGACCAUGAAAUGAGAGGUGAGAGUGUCAAUGUAAAAAGUCUCUUCCAUGGCACAGAUUCCAUUAAUACUUGCUAUGGUAUUUGUACAAACAAUUUUGAUUUUCGAUUGAGUGGGAAAAAUGCUACCAUGUAUGGCAAAGGGUCAUACUUUGCUACCACAGCUAAAUACAGCAACUGUUACACCAGAGGUCCGCUACGUCUUAUGUUCCGAGCUCGAGUUCUGAUUGGUCGAUAUACCAAGGGAGAGAAGGACAUAGCAUGCCCUCCAAACAUUCCAGGCGAGGGUCACAAAAGAUUUGAUUCUUGCGUGGAUAAUGAAACUAAUCCAAGUAUAUUUGUCGUAUUCGACAGAAAUCAGAGCUAUCCAGAGCAUUUGAUUGCAUAUAAAGGGAAGGAUGAUGAGCUCAGUCCUGCACUUAGUAAUCCUGCACCUGUGUCAAAUCCUGUGAGUAGGCCAAGCUCUUUGAGCUCUUUGCAGUCAACUGCAUCCGGUGUUGCUCAGGCCUCCUCCAGCACUCUAGGGAACAUUUCUCAGAGUGCGCAGAGAUCCCCUAGUCAGCUGUACUCGGGGCCCAGCAGUGGUAUUGGUACACCUCAACCUGCUUCAAGUCCGGGAGUGAUGUAUAGCAAUCCCUACCAGUCGUCCCCGACAACAAGUUUACCUGGUACAUCCAGGAGUCCAUCGGAGUCGCAGAGUUUCUCUUACAGGACAGCAUCCGGACGUGAGCAGAGAAUGUCUUAUCCGGAAGCCAAAAAGAAGGAAGAGACCUGCAGUAUCCAAUAGACUAUUGUUGGAUUUGGACAAUGUCUAGUAGAGUGCUUGUGGAAUUAGAAAGUUGCAAGGUGUUAUGCCAUUAUGAAUGAAAAUCAUUUGGAUAAUAAGUCGCAUACGCAACAGGUUUGAUGUUCUCAAUAAAGCAAUUAAAUGAGGAUUUCUGCUUCAAACUACAAAGGCAAACUUAAACAUAUUUUGUCUGCUUUGUGGGUUUUCAAAGACAUAGAUAGGGAUUUGCCAGUUUCUUGAUGAAAACAAUCUUAUAGAGUUUUUUGUCAUGUAUUUUUCACAUGACAUGACUAUGGCCAAUAGAAUGAAAUUCUUGGCCCACAGAUUUGCAAAGGGGUAUAAUUCAGUGGAAGAAUAUAGAGAGAAUAAUACAUGCCAUUUUCCAUAUCACAGCUUGUAUUAGCCCGAGGGCCAAAGGCCCGAGGGUUGAUAUUGGUCGAGGGCUGAUACAGGCUGUGAUAUGGAAAAAGGGUAUCUAUUAUUAUAUUCAUUACAUACUUAUUAAUAAAAUUUAAAAAACAUCAACUUGUUCAAAUUGAUUUUAAAUAUUAUUUGAAAAUAAUCUAUACAUGUAUGAAAAUUAAAUUAUGUGAUCUAAUUGUUUUAACAAACAUGUAGCUACAGAACUGGCAUUUUCUCAGAUUUAUAAAGUUAACUGCUCCAAAGCAUUUGCUACCAUUUGAUGUUUUCAACUGCACUUAAAAAUGUUGAUGUAACAAAUGUUUUCGUCUGAAAACAUGCACAAAUGCAAAAACAAAAAAAAGGAGUGGAGUUUUGCAAGGGGUGUGAUACAGAUCUGUAUCAGCCCUAGGGCUGAUAACCUGUAUCAGCCCCAGAGGCCAAUCUGUAUCACAUAUGCUAAAAACCUGUAUUUAUUAUUACUAAGUAUGUAAUGAAUAGCUUUUAUGAAUGUGGUCAUAAGUCUGGGAUUUGGUUUUUUUUUUUAAAUGAUACUGAGCUCAGAGGAUUUUGCAUUGUAUGUUUCUGUAUAUUAUUGUUUAUUAUAUGUACAUAGUGUUUCUCAUCUGAUAAAGUACUAGAGUAAGUGACCAGUAUUUUAUUCUGAUGAUGUUUCACUAAUAAGAACUCUCACAAUGAAAACAAAGAAGAUUAAUGAAAAUGCCGGUAUACAUACAUUGUGUAUUUGCUGGUGAUGGUGAAGAGAGAUUAACCAGACAUUAUUUGAUCCAAGUUAUAAUAAAAGCAAGUACGUUCAUGAACUUGUAAAAAAAAAUUGGAUUUAGUACCGUAAUAUGAGAUGGCAUGUUGCAAAAAAUAAUUCAGCAAGCAAGUGUAUAAUUUGGGUUUGUUGAAUAUAAUCAUAUCAUAUUGGUCUGGAGUUAGAUUGGUUACUGGUGUGAUGACUCUAGUUGUUGAUAUGUGCCAUAUUUAAAGUGCUU
This is a messenger RNA of Magallana angulata, 5648 nucleotides long. RefSeq lists its product as uncharacterized. NCBI's taxonomy places the organism in Eukaryota, Metazoa, Mollusca, Bivalvia, Ostreida, Ostreidae. The record is from RefSeq and is a predicted model, not a curated record. Bases 136 to 4248 code for a protein of 1370 amino acids. Gene Ontology annotation, molecular function: NAD+ poly-ADP-ribosyltransferase activity; metal ion binding. The transcript has 10 exons.